Molecule: messenger RNA, 1304 nt
Organism: Erythranthe guttata (spotted monkey flower)
Lineage: Eukaryota; Viridiplantae; Streptophyta; Magnoliopsida; Lamiales; Phrymaceae
Product: basic endochitinase
Biological process (GO): carbohydrate metabolic process
Cellular component (GO): extracellular region
Molecular function (GO): chitinase activity
Source: RefSeq, a predicted model, not a curated record
GGAAUUUGAACUCAUAACCUUUCAUUUGUUCGGGCUCUGAUACGAUAUUGAAUGACCAUCUCAACCUAAAGUUUAGUUGUUACUAAAAUAUUCAUUUAAUAUACUAAUAUCUCCAAUAUUGAGCCAUUUAAUUUCAUUUUAAUUAUUUAUGCUUCGACUAUGUUUCUUACCUUCAUCUAUAAAUAUCACAAAAAACCACCAUACAUUAUUACACAUUCCACCAAAAAAAAAAGAAUUAUGGGCAGUAAUAUUUUACUAUUUGUUGCAACAUUAUUCCUCUUUGAACUGAUAUCAAAUACCCAGGGAGGAAUAGUAGUGUACUGGGGGCAAGACGAGAGAGAAGGUCUACUGAGAGACACGUGUUCAACUGGUUUGUACAAGAUUGUAAACAUAGGAUUUCUGUCCACUUUUGGCAAUGGCCAAAACCCUCAGCUCAACUUGGCCGGACACUGUGACCCCGCCGGCGGCGGCUGCCAGAAGCUCACGAACAGUAUCAGGCAGUGCCAGAGCCAAGGUAUUAAAGUCCUCCUCUCCAUCGGCGGCGGCGAUGGAAGCUACUCUCUCACGUCGCCGGAAGAUGCCAGACACGUGGCGGACUACCUGUGGAACAAUUUUCUUGGUGGAAAUUCUAAUUCCAGACCACUUGGUGAUGCUAUUUUGGAUGGCAUAGACUUCGACAUUGAAAAAGGGGAAGACCACUACUCCGACCUCGCAGGAAAGCUUUAUGAAUACGGCCAAACCGGCAAAAAAGUGUAUCUAACGGCAGCCCCACAAUGCAUAUUCCCCGAUCAAUGGCUAGGAAAUGCCCUUAAAACGGGUCUAUUCGAUUUCGUAUGGGUCCAAUUUUACAACAAUCCACCAUGCGAGUACACCACUAGCGAUCCAAGCAAGUUCAGGAACUCGUGGAAUCAAUGGACCUCUCAAAUUCCGGCGAGAAAAAUCUACAUCGGGCUUCCGGCAUCCAAGGCGGCCGCCGGAGAUGGAUACGUUCCUAAGCAAGUACUUAUAUCGGAAGUUCUUCCGUUUGCAAAGGAGUCCUCCAAGUAUGGGGGAAUUAUGCUUUGGGAUAGGUACAAUGAUAUACAAAGUGGAUAUAGUCUUGCGGUUAAGGACAGUGUGUGAGUAUUGGGAGCUUUGGAUAUUUUUAGUUUGGAGUGGUUUGAUAAUUAAAUAAAAGGUUGCUUUGUUUGGGGAUUGCAUGAUUUGAGCAAGUGCCCUUUUGUUGUAAUAAACAAUAAUUCUACUUCGUCGAUGACUGUUUGCAAAAGCUUAUUUAAAAGUAGAAGUUAUAGAUUGUGACUUAA